UCCAAAUGCUCUAAUGUCCUCAAUCCAAAUGCAUGUGCAUCGGAUCGCGGAUCGCUUUCUGCGUCUAUACCCCGAGAAAGAGCGUUUUCGAUUUGGUUGCUGGAAACGAUGAAGGGAGUGAUGGCCAUGCGUGCGCUCCUCAUCGCCUUGGCGGCCGUAUGUUCCGUAGCUGUGGCCUCGGCCACGUACAGCGACUACUGCGAGGGCGAGGACUGCCAUACUGGUGGGUGCAUCUGACCAGAUCUAUGGCGUAUACAUCACUCCUGAGCCACAUGUGGCUGUCCUUCCUGUCGCUGUGUGCAGAUGCGUCGUUUGUGGACCGCACUGACGAGAUUUCCCGCCUGCAGAUCGCCGGCACCCACAGCAACAAAGGUGUGCGCGGCAGCCAUGGACGACACACACAGCUGAUGCGAGAUGAAUGCACUGCGCACGUGGCGGCAUGGAUGGAUGGAUGGAUCUGUGUUGCCGCAUGGUGUGUGCAAUGUGUGUGUGCAGGUGUCUCUGGCCAUCAGUUCUAG
This is a messenger RNA of Vitrella brassicaformis, 518 nucleotides long. The record is from the annotation of a GenBank genome assembly. NCBI's taxonomy places the organism in Eukaryota, Vitrellaceae.